Messenger RNA from Xiphophorus hellerii (green swordtail), 3284 nucleotides. It is a transcript of the gene slc15a1b, whose product is annotated as solute carrier family 15 member 1b. NCBI's taxonomy places the organism in Eukaryota, Metazoa, Chordata, Actinopteri, Cyprinodontiformes, Poeciliidae. Gene Ontology annotation, molecular function: transmembrane transporter activity. The record is from RefSeq and is a predicted model, not a curated record. The coding region runs from base 542 to 2728 and encodes 728 amino acids. Gene Ontology annotation, biological process: oligopeptide transport; transmembrane transport. Gene Ontology annotation, cellular component: membrane. The transcript has 23 exons.
UAAUGUGAAAAAAAUGAAAUGCUUGUUGAUAUUUUUUUUGUUGGGUAUUAUUCUAACAUUUACAAUUCUGGAUAUAUUUGAGGAGAGAAGCAGAAGGAACUCCCCAGACAGUCCAUAUGCCUUUGGUGUCUCUAACAUUUCCUGCUGUUAUGACUAGAUAGAAAUAAUCAGCGUUUUUAUUAUAUCUAAUAGCACAAAGAUUGCUGCCGUUAUCAUCUCUCCUGACGUAGACAAAUAACCUGCAAAGCAAAAUCUGUUUAUUGCUCCCGAGCUAUUAUAUAUAUAUAUUUUACAGUUGUAAAAUCAUCCCCAACAUAAACACAUGGCUCUGAUAAAGGUGCUGGGAAACUGGGGAGAGGGGAGAUGAAAGAGAUGUCCAUAGUCCACCAUCAGUGGGCGGUCCAGGAGGAUGAGUAGAGGUUAGAUAGAGCGCAGGUCGGUCUGGGAUUCAGUCUUAGCUGGACCACUCAUCUCUUUUUGUCCAUUGUUUUACGGGAAGAUCUGAUUUAGGAAUCCAAACGGGACACAGCCUGCAGCAGCCAUGGGAGAUAAAGAGAAGAAGACGGGCAAAAAAAAGAGUGUCACUAUAUUCGGCUACCCGCUCAGCAUCUUUUUCAUCGUGGUCAACGAGUUCUGCGAGCGCUUCUCCUACUAUGGCAUGCGAGCUGUACUGGUUUUGUACUUCAAGUACUUCCUGAAGUGGGAUGAUGAUUUUUCCACAACCAUCUACCACACCUUUGUGGCUCUCUGCUACCUGAGCCCCAUCCUGGGCGCCAUCAUUGCUGACUCGUGGCUCGGAAAGUUCAAGACCAUUGUUUACCUGUCCAUUGUCUACACGGCGGGGCAGGUCAUCAUGGCCGUAGGUGCAAUAAAUGACAUCACAGAUGGAAACAAGGACGGCACCCCCGACAACAUGACCUUCCACAUAGCUCUGUCCAUGGUGGGCUUACUCCUCAUUGCUCUGGGAACCGGAGGCAUCAAACCGUGUGUGGCUGCCUUUGGAGGGGACCAGUUUAAUGACGAUCAGGAGAAGCAGAGAAGCACCUUCUUCUCCAUCUUCUACCUCUCCAUCAAUGCCGGCAGUCUGCUGUCCACUAUCAUCACCCCCAUCCUCAGAGCUCAGAAAUGUGGGAUUCACACUCAGCAGCAGUGCUACCCUCUGGCCUUCGGGGUCCCUGCUGCUCUCAUGGUGGUCUCUCUGAUCGUCUUCAUCGUCGGAAGUGGUAUGUACAACAAAACGGCACCUUCGGGAAACAUCAUGGUGAAAGUCUGCAAAUGCAUCUUCUUUGCCAUCAUGAACCGGUUUCACAAUCGAUCUUCCCAGAUCCCAAAGAGAGAACACUGGCUGGACUGGGCCGAGGAGAAAUAUGACAAACUCCUGAUUGCCCAGGUGAAGAUGGUGUUGAAGGUUCUGUUCCUUUACAUCCCCUUGCCCAUGUUCUGGGCUCUCUUUGACCAACAGGGUUCAAGAUGGACACUCCAGGCCACCACGAUGGACGGUAACUUUGGUUUGAUGGUAAUCCAGCCUGACCAAAUGCAGACUGUCAACCCCAUCCUGAUUCUGAUCAUGGUCCCCGUCAUGGACUUCAUAAUCUACCCACUCAUUUCUAAAUGCAAACUAAACUUCACUCCUUUAAGGAAGAUCACUGUGGGGAUGUUCCUCGCAGGACUUGCGUUUGUGGCUGCUGCCCUGGUUCAGCUACAGAUUGAUGCAACCCUCCCUGAUUUCCCAUCGAGCACUGAGCAGCAAGCUAAGUUCAUCAACAUGGUUGACCGACCCAUAGAUAUCACUGCUGGAAAGUAUGCUUUCCAAUUGCAGGCUUUUCAGGGCAACGAGGAGUAUUAUACAUAUAAUUUGCCAUUUGACCUGACAAUAGAUUCUGGUUCCACUGAUACGAUCAGAUUACCAGGUGGCACUCGCAACACUAUUGUCAUUGUUGAAGAAGAAGGCAGAAUGACAAAUAUAAAGUUUGGCGAUGUUGUUGCAAAGCCGGAGGAGGGAGCUAACGCCAUCAGAUUUUUUAAUGGUUUUGGCAUGACUCUGAACAUAACAGUGGGUGAGGGAGAUUUUGGGAACAUCGUUAGCAAGAACAUGUCCACAUACGUUGAUGUGCCACAAGGAACGGCUAAAUUCUUCAUCAAAAAUGCUGCUGGAAGUACAUGUGUCUUCAAGCGAGAAUUUGGCUUUGGCAGUUCUUACACUUUCAUCAUCCCACCAACCUUCAUACUUGAAGAAAAUUGUGGACCGAACAUCAAGGAGGUAGAGGACAUCAAGGCCAACUCCAUCCACAUGGCCUGGCAGAUUCCUCAGUACUUCCUUAUGACAUCAGGAGAGGUGGUGUUCUCCGUCACAGGAUUGGAGUUCUCAUAUUCGCAGGCUCCCUCCAACAUGAAGGCAGUGCUGCAGGCUGGUUGGCUGUUAACGGUUGCAGUAGGAAACAUCAUUGUGCUGAUUGUUGCAGAGGCUGCCACACUUCCAGAUCAGUGGGCUGAAUACGUUCUGUUCGCUGCCUUGCUGGUGUUGGUGUGCAUCAUCUUUGCCAUCAUGGCCUACUUCUACACAUACAUCGAUCCGGUAAAGAUAGAGGCUGAUUUUGCGAACUUGGAGCCUGAAGAUGAGAAGAAGAAGAAGAACUCCGAAAUGACCAAGAAGGACAUGGUUGAGAACCAUGACGAGAAAAAGAGGAGGAGCUCCAAUGAGGGCAAAAUUGUGCAGACCAACUUCUAAAUCAAGACCUUUUCCGGCUUCCGGCCUUUACGUAUGCGAAACCUUCUGGGUUGUGUUGGUCAUGUCUAAAAAUGUCUGUGAUGUUUAUCACAGAGACAAAAAGAUAGAGUGAAUGUAUGACCAGACUGGGAUGGGGGAUCUGAAGCUGGUUGAAAACAGUGGAUGGACAGUUCUAGUGUAGGAUUCUAUUAGGACCAGUACCCGGAUCCCAGCUUAAAAUCUAAAGAGAAUAUGCUAUUUUGAAGAUAAUGUUUGCUUUGACUGUAAUUUCUGACCAGUCUUUUGUGGAAUUACCCCAAAAAACAUUCCAAUAUUUGUAUUUAUUUCCAAAGAGUAUUGUAUGUAUUGUAAAAACUAUUAUGACUCUUCCAUAUGUGUCAUGAUGGCGAUGAACACCCAAAGCUUCCUAGUUGGCUAAAAAUGCUCCAUUGUGGUCCAGGAGUAUACUGCCCUGUGCAGGGGUUGGUCAACAGAGUCUGUGAGAAAGAUACUAGACAGACACUCUCUGUAAUAAAAAAAAUCUAAUGUGCAUUAAAAUGAGUAUUUAGUAAAAAUC